Messenger RNA from Menidia menidia (Atlantic silverside), 2310 nucleotides. Lineage: Eukaryota; Metazoa; Chordata; Actinopteri; Atheriniformes; Atherinopsidae. The record is from the annotation of a GenBank genome assembly.
AUGACGACGCACACAUAUCCCUCCGCCCUGGAAAAAGGCCCGCAGUACCCGGGCCUGAUCCAGAUCCAGACCCAGAUCCAGAUCCAGACCCAGAUCCAUAACCAGAUCCAGAUCCAGAUCCAGAGCUGCCUCCCUAAAAAGGGGCUAUGGAAAGCUACAGAUUACGAUAUACGUCUUCAGGGAUUCCAGAGGCACAAACAAUCACAUCUGCGUGUUAUCUUUAGAACAAUGGACUUGACCCUUCGAGAUGCUCUGGGGGGGGGCGGAGGUGGGGCCCCGGCUGAGGCCCUGCUGAAGAGGGACUUUGUGGCCUCGUUAGAGAAGGAGAGCUAUGAUGACAAGGUGGGAGAGACGGUCUCCAAGGGCGACUACAGGCCCUUAUUGGAUGGAAAGGACACUAAAAGCGGUCCUGGAAUGAUGUCAUCGAUGAUGUCAUCUAGUGGUCGGCAAGAUCCUCCCGGCCAGCCGGCCUUCAGCUCUGACUACCUGUCUGGUCCUAUGAUGGGGGGGAUGACAGGUCAGUGGAGCCUGAACAAGACAAAGGACAGCAGCAUGCCUGACUCAUUUCUAGGCUUCUCCCAGUCCGGGAUGUCUGGGACCAUGGGCUCCAGCCUGCCACCGUUCCAGACCAGCAUGAGCUCCUCUCUGGGACAGACCGGGAUGAGUGCAGCCAUGGACACCCAGAAGAGCUCGGGCCUGUUCGGAGUGGACAGCAAAACCUCCAGUAACAUCAUGGGGAGCAGUCCUUGUAAAACCAGUGACCCCUUUUCUUCUGGUGGCCCAGGAAUCCACUCGAUGGAUCACUCCACAGCUCCCGCCCUCUCUCCCAGCGGCUCACUGGAUGACAGCAGUGCCACGUCGUCCAACUCUGAACCCCUCAGCCCCGAGAGAGCGGGGCCGGGAGGCGAGGCAGGCAAGCAACGGCGGCGGAAGAAGAAGAGGAAGGGCCGUGACGAAGUCUACGACUUCCUGGAUAACCAGGACAGAAAUGCCCACCCAGCAGACCAGCGCGGGCUGCAGGACAGAGGCGGGAGGGAGGCGGAGGAGGACGGAGAUGAGGAGGAGAACUGGGAGUGGGAGAUCAGAGAGAGUGGUGGAGGGGGCAGGGUGAAAGGCAGGAAGACUAAGAGCCGGGCAAGACUUCCAGAGGAAUGGGGCGCGCCCACCCAGGCCCCGGGGGCUCCCACCUGGGCUCCAGACGCUGGUCCUGCUCCAAACCACAGCCCCAGCCCCGCCUUCCCCUCUGAACAAACACCCACGAGCUUCACCAACUGUUCCCAUGUCAGUCUUGUAACAGAUCUGUCCCCCCGUGCCUACGAACCCAUGUGUGUAGACGACUACCCCGUGUCUGGAAACGAUGGGCUAAAAGCGAGUGAGGGAAAGGUUUCCCCCAGCAAACCCGGACCUAACAUUGGCCUGGCCUCCAGUGUUGCCGGUAAAAGCUCUUUGAGUGGAGAUGUCAGUGGCAGUCUAGCUCUAAUGGCCGGGGAUAAUCUGAGCCCAGUCUCCCAGACCUUCUCUUUCCUCGAUUCAGUCCUCCAGACUCCUCCGGGCUCCACCCCCGACUCACAGACCUCCGUCCCCGUCACCAACACGCCCUCCAUAGCCCCCGCAUCCCUGAUCAGGUCCACCCCAUCCGAGUCCUCCAUCCCUGCUUCACAAAUGUCCUCCAUUUUUAACCCUCCUCCUGAACCCCCUCUGUCCUCCAACCCGUCUCCCCUAGUUACCCCGGCAACCACAGUCAGGUCAGCCCUCAAUGUUGAUGCCAGGCCUUUUGUCCCCUCUGCCCCUGUCCUGUCCUCCACCACCCCCCCCGCCCCUCUUAGCUCCUCCAUGGCACCUUCACAGAAUGAAGCCGGCCUGUGGUCUUCAUCACCACCCUCAUCAUCAUCAUCAGACUUUCCAUCCAAAGGUGUAGCCAUGUCCCAUAGUUCUGCCACAGCCCCCCCCUCCACCCCCCCGGCAGCCCCUCCCUCUCUCCCUGCACACUCAGAGCACCAGGAGUUCUCCUCGCCACAGCUCCCCCCACUGGAAGCUCGGUGGCUCCAUCAUGUGUCUGCUGUGGGAACUACAAAUCAACCCCCCACGCCGCUGCAGCGCUGUAAUAAUCACCUUAUCAACUAUUUGGGUUUGGAAGGGGGGGGGGGUUUGCGGUCGUCGGAAUCGGAGGGUGUUGUCAGGGAGACGUGGGAGGCGGUUGCCGUGGAAACAAAGACACUCUGCGGGGGCUGGAGGGAAAGGGAAAGGGUGGACGGGUAUGGUCCUAGGAGCUGCUACUGUUACUCAGUGAUGCUCCAUCUGUUGAACGAG